AAAAAUAGUUAUAAAGCAUAUAAUCCUGAAGAUACAUUAGAGUUAGAUUAUAAUCCUGCAACAAAUAUUACUGCUGCAUAUAGUCAUUUUGAUGGAAAUGAUAAUAUUGAAAUUAAAUAUCCAAGAAAAAAACAAUCAUUAGCUGAAUUAGAAAAUCGAAUCUAUCGACCAUCCAUUUCAUCAGUAAAUCGUGCAAAUUCUGAAACAUCAUCAAAUUAUUAUCGAUCUCCAUCGAGAACUCGUUCAAAAAUGUUAUUCAAAAAAAGACAUUCUCACCCUAGAAAAAAAUCCUCAAAUGGUUCAUUUACAACUCGAGCAACAAAAACAUUUUCAUAUCCAUCAAAUGAUAAUGAACUUACUUCGAAAGUAUCAACAAGAGCAUCACAAUCAAUACGUGUUACACGUAUGCUUGUUCUUGUUUCAACAUGUUUUCUUAUUCUUAAUGCUCCUGCACAUUUAUUUGCAAUUGCAACUAAAAUUUAUACAGUCAUCAUCGAAAGAAUACUAACUGAACAACUUAAUCAAAAUAAAGAUUUAAAAACAGAACUUUCAAUACAUUUUAAUGCAACAAAUACGUCUUCACUAUUACAACAUGGAACAACACAUGAAGAUAAAUUAGCUAUACAUAUACUUUAUAUGGGAGUUACAUUAACACAUUUUGUAUCAUAUGCAUCGUAUUCAAUAAAUUUUUUUCUUUAUUCAUUUAGUGGAAUUGCUUUUCGAACAAGUCUUGGACAAUUAAUUAAUAAACUACGAAGAUUUUAA
Molecule: messenger RNA, 765 nt
Organism: Adineta steineri
Lineage: Eukaryota; Metazoa; Rotifera; Eurotatoria; Adinetida; Adinetidae
Source: the annotation of a GenBank genome assembly